This is a messenger RNA of Culex quinquefasciatus (southern house mosquito), 1575 nucleotides long. RefSeq names its product gustatory receptor for sugar taste 43a. The record is from RefSeq and is a predicted model, not a curated record. Lineage: Eukaryota; Metazoa; Arthropoda; Insecta; Diptera; Culicidae. Gene Ontology annotation, biological process: sensory perception of taste. The transcript is spliced from 7 exons. Bases 121 to 1350 code for a protein of 409 amino acids. Gene Ontology annotation, cellular component: membrane; neuronal cell body; dendrite.
UUCCACUUACGAUCCAUGCAUAUGUUGUUUGAAAUGUGAUAAGCUGUUAAUGUAAAGUAAACAUCGAUUGAAAGAAUCGACAGCUGCAUUCACAGUGUUUAGUUUCCACAAGAACCCGCAAUGCUGAACAUCUACAGCUCAUUUCGUCCAUUGGAGCGCCUUCUCCAAUAUGUUGGAUUCGUACCGCUGUUGUGGCUUGAACAAGGCUUUCAGGAAAGAAGCAUUCCAAAAAUAAUGCUCAACUGCUCGAAUGUUAUUUUAAACAUAAUUGUGUGCGUCUUGAUCCCAGUCAUAUUUGAGCGAGACUAUCUAACGCGUUCUGUACACACAUCGUCCUCCAAUGUGUCACGAUUCCUGCUGACCAGUUUCACGAUAAAACUGAUUACGUACUGCCAGCCGUUAGCGUCGAUUUUGAUAGGGAACGUUCAGGCGGACUGCCUCAAGAAUAUACUUCAGGAUUUAGAUCAUUUUGACGUUCAGCUGAAAUGUGCAUGCAAAACUAGCGUCAAUUUUGGACACCAUCGAACACAGGCGUUCAACUUCAUCCGAUGCUACAUAUUGUUCUCGGGAUGUGUUCUUCUGAUGCAGUUUUACUUUUUAAGCAGAUUGAUUCUGACCAACUUGAGCUCUGUCCAAUACGUGUUGUACAUGAUUGCGAAUUGUACCCAAGUGUUUGUAACCGUUCAGUUCGUUUCAUCACGAUUUGAGAAGCUGAACGAGACAUUAAGGAUGUACUUCCCGACGACGCCCACUUCCGGGGGGUUCCUGACGACGACGGCUCCUGGCCACACCGCCGAGACGGCCGUCUGCAGCGAGAAGGAACAGCUGACCGUCCUGCGGCAGAUCAAGAUCCUGCACGACAAGCUGAACGACGUGGUCGAGCUGGUUAAUUACUGCUUCUCGGUGCAGAUAACGUUCUGCGUGGGACUGUGCUUCGUCAUCGGUGUCGUCUGCUCGUUUGGGCUGUUCCGGGCGUUCAUCUAUCGGAACGAGCUGUUCUACAUGGGCGUGCUGAACUUCAUCUGGUACAUGUACUAUCUGUUCUUUGUGCUGUUUUUCAUCGCCGUCGGGAGCAAAAUUACCCGGGAGGGUAAACGCAUUGGAGUGCUCGUCCACAAGGCCAUCAACUGUUCUACGUCCACUGCGGUUAUAAACGAGCUUAACAUUUUCUCGCAGCAAUUGCUCCAUCGCAGCCCGGUUAUCACUUGUGGAUUGUUUGUCUACGACUGGACCUUGCUGUACACGAUGAUUGGCGCGACCGCAACGUAUCUCAUUAUCCUGAUUCAAUUUGACGUUUCGUUCCCGAACCUGGUGAACGUCAACGGCACGGCGACCAGCCCGGGCGUGUAAGGGAAUUUGCGGAAACGGGAUCAUCCACUCCCACCUACGUAAAUUUGCGGGUGUGUUCGUGGAAAACUGCGGUCGAUCUACUCGCUAUCAAACUCUCUCUCUCUCUAUCUUUCUCUGUUUCGAUGUGUUGACAAUUCUGUGAAUGUAUGUAGGUGUUUGCAGCUAAUGCUAUUCGUGAUAAUUGUUUACUGGACUGUGAAAUAUACCCAAAUAAGUACCUGUUUA